AUGGCCUCAACCUCCUCCUCCACCCUCUCUAUAUCCUCUUCCUCCACCCUUCUUGAUGCCAAGGCUCCAAGGCAAUCACCAGCUUCUUCCCCACAAUCUGUGACCCUUCCCACUCUUCCCCCACCUCCUGUGCACUCUCAGACUCGUCCUUGGAAGACCGCUGCUUUCUGUCGCAGGAUUGCUCGAAAUGUUAUGGGGAUGGCUACCACAAGAGAGGCACCAGCAGCAGAAAUUGCCACAACUGAGCUGGCUAUUGCCGAGACACCAGAGAUUGUGAAGACUAUUCAAGAAGCUUGGGACAAAGUUGAAGAUAAAUAUGCAGUGAGUUCACUGGCCGUAGCUGGUGUGGUUGCAUUGUGGGGCUCAGCUGGAAUGAUCUCUGCAAUUGAUAGGCUUCCUUUAAUUCCUGGGGUUCUUGAGGUCGUAGGCAUUGGCUACACUGGGUGGUUUGCUUACAAGAACCUAGUUUUCAAGCCAGACAGGGAAGCUUUUCUACGAAAGGUAAAAGAAACAUACAGCGAAAUACUUGGGAGCAGCUAA
This is a messenger RNA of Sphenostylis stenocarpa, 540 nucleotides long. Lineage: Eukaryota; Viridiplantae; Streptophyta; Magnoliopsida; Fabales; Fabaceae. The record is from the annotation of a GenBank genome assembly.